AUGUGCAAGCUCACUCUAAUCACAGGUCUCUGUUUGAUCAUCUGCAGCUUUGCAUCCUCCUCCAGGCUGGUGUGUUACUAUAACAGCGAGGCUGAAAAUAGAGCGGAUGAUGGGAAGUUCACAAUUUCAGAUAUCGAUCCAAACAAGUGUACACAUCUGAUCUAUGCCUUUUCUGACAUUAACAACACAAAUGAGCUGGUGCCCAACAAUGCAGCUGACUUACAACGCUAUCAGUCUUUCAAUGGACUCAAAACCAGCAAUCCACUGCUCAAGACCCUGCUGGCGGUUGGAGGCUUGACCUUCAACACACAGAAAUUCAGUACAAUGGUGGCAAACGAACAAGAAAGAACAAAGUUCAUCAAGUCUGCAAUCACACUACUGAGAGCCAAUGGCUUUGAUGGACUAAACCUGGACUGGAGGCACCCUGGGGGAUCUGGAAGCCAAACAGAGGACAAGCAGAGAUUCACACUGCUGUGCAAGGAGCUCAAUGAGGCCUUUGUUGAUGAAGGAACAGCGUCUAACCGUGACAGAUUAAUCGUCACUGCAAGUGUCUCUGCUGAGAAAGCAACCAUCGAUGCCAGUUAUCAAGUAUCAGAGAUUGCCAUGUACCUGGAUUUCAUUAAUGUGUUGACAUUUGACUUUCACGGCCCCUGGGAAAGUGUCACAGGACAUCACAGCCCACUAUACCAGGGAUCCCAAGACACUGGAAACAAAACCUACUUGAACACUGACUAUGCCAUGCGGUACUGGAGGGACGAGGGAGCACCUACACAAAAGCUAAACUUGGGGUUAGCGGCAUAUGGGCGCGCUUUUGACCUGUCCACUGCAUCCAGUGAUGUUGGAGCACCAGCCAGUGGUCCUGGUGAAGAAGGCUGCUACACCGGUCAAGAGGGAUUCUGGGCCUCUUAUGAGACUUGCCUUUAUAUUGAAGAGGUUACUACCGAGCUGAUUGUUGAUCAGAAAGUUCCAUAUGCCACCACAGAAAAUCAGUGGGUUGGAUUUGACAACAAAGACAGCCUUAAUACUAAGGUCAGCUACCUAAAAACUAACAACUUUGGAGGAGCCUUUGUCUGGUCUCUGGACCUGGAUGACACUACUGGACAGUUCUGCAAAAUGGGCAACAGCCCUUUCAUCAGCCACCUUCAUACUCUCCUGGUUCCAGGUUUUCCUAGCCUCAGCACUACAACUCUCCCUACCACAAACACAACAAUCCCCACUACCACAACCAUAAUUCCCACUACAAGGACCACGACAACUACCAUCACAGCUACAACGACAAUGCCGACUACAACCCUCAUCACCACAGCAACUACCCUUACCUCAACCUUCACAAUCUACAAUCAUGGCGACUACCUCAACAACUCCCCCUACCACAACACCCCCUACAACGACCACAACAAUUCUCCCUACCACAACUACAAUCAUGCCCACUACCACAACACUCCCUACAACGACCACAACUACUACACCUACCACAACUACAAUCUUGCCCACUACCACAACAACUCCCACUACCACAACACCCCCUACAACAUCCACAGCUACAAUCAUGCCAACUACGUCAACAACUCCCCCUACCAAUACCAUAACACCCCCUACAACAACCACAACAACUCCCCUACAAUCAUGGCGACUACCUCAACAACUCCUCCUACCACAACACUCCCUACAACGACAACAACUCCCGUCAAUACCGACUACCACAACAACUCCCCCUACAACAUCCACAGCUACAAUCAUGGCGACUACGUCAACAACUCCCCCUACCACAACACUCCCUACAACGACCACAACAACUCCACCUACCACAACACCCCCUACAACGACCACAACAACUCCCGUGACAACAACAACUCCCCCCACCACAACAAUGCUGACUACCACAACAACUCCCCCUACAACAUCUACAACUACAAUCAUGCCCACUACCACAACUUCCCCCUACAACGACCACAACAACUCCACCUACCACAACACCCCCUACAACGACCACAACAACUCCCCAAUACCAACAACCACAACACCCCCUACAACGACCAUAACAACUCCCCCUACCACAACUACACUCAUGCCCACUACCACAACAAAUCCCCCUACCACAACUACAACACCCCCUACAACAUCUACAACUACAAUCAUGCCCACUACCACAACUACAACACCCCCUACAACCAACAAGACCACAACCACAACAACAGCUACUACCACGACUCCCUCUCCUCCUACCAUAAAAAAGCCCACUACCACCACAACUCCCUCUACAACAACCACACCACCCACAACAACACCUCCUACCACAAGUACUCCCUUUACCACAACUUCCCCUACCACUGCAACUCCCCCAACUACAACAAUGCCCACUACCACAACAACUAUACCUACCACAACCACAACAAUGCCCUCUACCACAACAGCUGCCGCUACCACAACCACAACUUCCCCUACCACAACCACAACAAUGCCCCCUACCACAACCACAACUCCUACAACAACUAUUCUGGCGCCCACUACUGUAAUUAA
Messenger RNA from Anoplopoma fimbria (sablefish), 2520 nucleotides. Its product is annotated as oviduct-specific glycoprotein-like. Bases 1 to 2520 code for a protein of 839 amino acids. The transcript is spliced from 16 exons. Gene Ontology annotation, biological process: chitin catabolic process; carbohydrate metabolic process. Gene Ontology annotation, molecular function: chitinase activity; chitin binding. The record is from RefSeq and is a predicted model, not a curated record. NCBI's taxonomy places the organism in Eukaryota, Metazoa, Chordata, Actinopteri, Perciformes, Anoplopomatidae. Gene Ontology annotation, cellular component: extracellular region.